UGCUCGCGAGAGUGCGUGCUAGUGUGUCUGCAUUUUAACAAGAUGGUCGACGCGCAUCGAUUCGACGACGAUAUAAGGUCGUUUUGAAACGGGAACUUGAGAGAGAAAAAAAACGAAAAGAAAACAUGGGCACGGUGUACCCCAAAUGAGGUGUUGAAAAAAACGAGAGUGUGACGGUGUGUGAACUUUUUUGUUUUUCAUUUAUACCCCGAGUGCAACGAAUUUGUAGAGAAAGUUUUUAAACUUCUGGUACGUAAUUAAAAAAAGAUUAGUCAGUGCUGGAUAAUAAUAUCGUUCGAAUAAAAAGUUUGAAAAAUCCACUUGAAUAAUGGAUAAACUACAGGAAGGACUCGCUCCGUUUUCAUCUGAUGAAUGUCCCAACAGCGGUGAAGACAGUGACGAAGAUGUAAUAACCGAUUAUCUCAGCUCAGGGCACACGGAAUGUGGCCACAUAUCGAUAAUCAACGGCGAACUAACGAGUCUGAAUCUUCAUGGAAAUAAACAAUCGUCUGUAAAUUAUACCAAAGAGAACACCGAUAUUGUUAUGUCGGAAGGAAGCGAGGAACACUUGCGUCACCAUCCACCAAUUUUGGGCACAAACAUACAAAUCCAACCGAAUCAACACGUUCCAAUAAUCAGUGUGACUCCUCACUCGCCGGGACUGGCUAAACAUUACCCCGUUCUUGAGGACAAUCUCCAACAGCUCCAUGAGAUUCACAACAGUAUUCAGCGCAUGCGAGAUUCGACAUUGAGCACUCUGGCGUACGGGAACCGAGGAGGACAAAAUGAAAAUUCACAAAGACUGAGCUCUUCGUGUCCGUCGCUGUGUCCGAUCGGAAUGACGGACGGGAGCGGACGAUCGGGUGAUCGAGGAGCCGGAUCUGAUCCUGACCUGGCUAACUGCUCGACCAACAGCUCACCGACUCAUUUUCCUCCUGUUGCCUCGCAUCAAUUGCCUCAAAUUGUUUUGGGCGUCGAUCGACGACGAAGUUGGACCGAUAUCGAAGACUCCAGGCACAAUCGUCGUCGCUGCACGGUUGGCGAUCACCUGCAGGCACAAAAUAUGCGACAACGCAGCAUCAGUCUGAGCAGUUUGGACAGCGAGAUGGAGCUCGAAAUGGACGGAAAAUCGCGCUCUUCGGUCGCCGGUGUAGGCAAUCGAUCGUGCAGAUCUCAAGCGAGUACUCAUUCCCUCAACGAGGCUGAUCUCGUCCAGAAAAUAGCGAUGAAGAGGGGAAAUCAAAGACUGGGAGAAACGGCUAAUUUGUUGCCUGGCGUUGUUGGUUCUCGCCUGCCGUUGCAAAAAUCCAUUUCCACACCGUCGAUCAUCGGGCCACCGGGACAAGCUCAUCUCGUCGAUUCUGGAACGUUAACAGCGCCCUCCCUUACCGCCAGGAGGCAUGAAAGAACUGAGAAAGGUAGUGGAAGUGAGACCGAGACGGAGGAUCUUCAUCCGGCCCAUGGGCAUGUAUUUCACGAGGAUUUAAUCCGAGAAGGGACAGCUAAUGUGCAGACGUCCCUAGACGAGCUCAUGACUGAUCUAAUACGAUGGACACGUGGCACUGUGUACGACGAUCAUCAUUCCGAAAAAACUAGAAGAAAGCGUGGCUCCUUGUUCUUCCGCAAGAAAAAGGACAAAAGUUGUAAAAAGCCUAGUCAACAGGCCCAUCACUGGGUGUCGAUGAUUGCAGGAUCUCAGGGAAGCUUCUCGUGCGAUUAUUGUUUGAAACAAUUUGGCAGCAAAUCUGUAGUCCACUGUGAAAAUUGCGGUGUAACGGUUCAUCAGAACCAGUGCAAAGAUCAACUUCCGGCGGACUGUACGAAGCACAAGAAUAGCUCGAGCAAAGGCUCAAUAAAAUCGAUUUCAAGCGCAUCCAUUGCAUCGAGUGUCGGGAGUACAAAACGGGGCUCGACGGUCUCACUACCACUUCCGGGUGCGAUCGGUGCGAGCAGGGAAAUUAGCAGCAAGAAAACGGUUUCAAGCUACAGCCCCUGGCGGCGUGUUGCCACCAAGCUUGGAGUCAAUCAAACGAUCAGCGAAGAAAAGGACGGCGAUGGCAGUCAGCAUCGUGACAUUAACAGUGGCGUAGACGAUUUUGAUUUUGGCGACGACUUCCAUCAGUUGACUGUGGGUGACAUCGAAGGCCUCGAUCCUGAGCUGGGUCUGGGAAAAGAGGAGCCGGAUUCGUGGAGCGCAGCAAUCGGCCGAAGCGAUGCGUUGAAGCUCGUGAACAAUUGUGAGCGAGAAGUUAAGCGUCAGGAGCACAUUUACGAAUUUGUACUUACGGAGAAGCAUCACUGUUUGGUAUUGCUCGCAAUGGAGAGGAUAUUCGCGGAAGGAUUGCGCCGACAUUUUCGUCUCGGUCCACCGGAUCUCGAAAGAAUGUUCCCAAGGUUACGCGACCUCAUCGACAUACAUUUACGCUUCUUGCUGAAGCUGCGAAAACGACAAAACUCACAUCCGGUUGUACCAACCAUUGCGGAUAUUCUCGUCGAUCAAUUUUCCUGCGACAAUUCCUCGCGCAUGAAAAGCGCUUACGGGGAGUUUUGCAGUCGUCACAGAGACGCCGUUGAUGCCUACAAGUAUUAUUUGAGACACGACCCGCGGUUCGCACGUUUUGUUCGACUUUGUCAGACUAACCCGUUGCUCAAAAAGAAAGGAAUUCCCGAAUGUAUAUUAUUCGUGACUCAGCGAUUAACGAAAUAUCCAUUGCUGGUGGAGCCGCUCAUAAAAACAAGCACGACGACCGACGAAACUACGAAUCUUCGCGAAGCACUGGGUUUGGUGAAGGAAAUACUUGGGGACGUUGAUGCUUGUGUCGCUGACAAGGAGCGAGAAGAUCGAAAGUUGGAAAUUUACAACAGAAUCGAUGCAAAAUCAUUUGCCAUGCAUCGGGAAGUAAAAUUCAAAAAAUCGGAUAUCAUGGCGUUCAACAGAGUGUUAAAGUUCGAAGGCACGGCUUACCUGAUGCAGGGCAGAGGAAAAAUGGCGCCUGUCGUGGUCGUCGUACUCUCGGACGUUUUGUUCUUCCUCGCCGAGACGAGAGACCAAAAAUACGCAUUUUUCGUACCCGACAAUAAAGCUGGUGUUGUUUCGUUGCAAAAAUUACUCGUACGUGAAAAAGCCGGACAAGAAUCUCGCGGCAUUUAUUUAAUAAGCAGCAAUCCAGCCGAACCCGAAAUGUUCGAACUCAAAGUACAGAAACCCAAGGACAAACAAUUGUGGAUACAAUCCAUACGCUCUGCCGUUGAGGCUUGCCCUCAGGAUCCUGAAUGCGAUAAUCUCGGUGAUAACUCCAGUAAUAAAUUACCCGAUACUCGAUCCUCAUCCAUUUCAAUGAUUUCGGCUGACGAAAGAAUGCGCAUUGCUAAAGCCAAAGAAGUUCACAUAUUAGGCAUUGUUGGUGAGCUCCGAAAGAAAGACACCGAGCAAGCAUUGCUUUUAGAAGAAAAAAUAAGUCUGCAAAUGAGAUUAUUGUCAGCUGCUAAUGUUUGGAACGAGAAUGAUAGCGAAAGCGAUAGAAUCGAGAGAUUUGAGAGAGAAGUACCGGAUUACACGCGAUUGGUACGAAACGAAGGGACUGAUUCGACCCAAUUAUGGCAAGAGGUUGUCGUAGCUGUGCAGGAAGCAACGAGGCUGGCAAGUUCUUUGUCGUUCAGCGCUGGUGGUGCUUCUCUCUCAAGAAGUUUGAGCUCAGCUGGUGAAAGGCAUACAGAUGCUUACGUACCACCUUCCUUGUGCGUUCCACGCCGAGCUGAAACUUUCGCUGGUUUUGAUCACAAUAAGGAGAGAUAUCCAUGGCGCGAUUCAGCAGCAUUGCACAACGUGAUGGCACCGCCGAAGCAGAGUGGUGAGCCGAUGAGAGAGGGAAACGAGGGUAAAUUGGAGGACGUGGCUGAAUCAAACAAAGAUCAGCAAUUGGCAGCAGUUCGCUUGUCACAUUACGUGUAUACGUUGCUCUGUAUAAUAAGCAAUCAGAUGACAACGAUAGACAGUCUGCAGGCGCAAAUGGCAUCGCGAAAGGAAGGUAGCAUUGGAAAAAGUUCGAGCAAUCGACCGAAUCCGAAUCGGCAAUUGGAAGAAUUGCGCAAUCUUCAGGAUCAGCUGAGUCGUGAAAAAGCUGCGUUUCGUGCGACUUGUCAACAGGAGCGAACCCAAUUGCAGGAGGAACGAAGCGAAUUGUCGAGGCUUCGAGAGCAACUGGCAGCGGAACAACGUGACGUGACGCAACAACGCGAUCAACUGUAUCGUCGUCUCGAAGCUCUCGAACGCCAAGGCGUUUCCCUCGUUGCACCCUCAGCUGUUGGACCCACAACCACGACUCACGUUUCUCACUCGAAUCCCAGUACCGAUACGCUGCAGUCGAGAAAAUCACAGAUCGAUGGCAAACGAAUACCGCUCAAUCUCAUCAGCACGACUAAUCAACAAAAAGUCCAGGCCAGCUUACCACCUAUCAAACAACAAUUGCCUCUCAAAUUGGCCAGCGGCAGCAAUAACAACAACACGAGAAGCGGAAACUCGACGAGCAAUAACAGCCCCGAUCGUCAUGCGCGAACCGGAAGUAGUCCAGCAGCGAUAACAGGAUCGGCGUAUUCGUCACCGGAGCUUGGCAACAAUCACAACAACGGGAACGUCGGUCAAGCUCAAACAUCGAAUCGUCCAAUGCGAAUAACGCGAUCACCGCCUGAUCCCUAUCAUCAGCAACAUCAUCAACAACAACAACAACAACCGCAGCAACAACAAAACCAACAAACGCGACCAGAGCCGCAACAGCCGAUGGAAGAAGAGGUAAUAUUUUUCUGACGACUCUUUCGUUUCGGUAGGAAACAUUCUCGCCCUCCUCGAUCAUCGGCCACUCCACUGGAUACCCCGACAUCGACACCGACACCCUCGCGAAGUCAAUCGCGCGAGACACAGCCACGAAACCGCGUCAAGUCAUUUUGACUUUCAAAAUUAUCUCGUUGAAAUGAGAUCGUGUAACGAGUUUAUUAAGCGUGUCGAAUCCAAAUUCUUCUAUUCCUCUUCAUUGCUCUUUCGAGAACAACCGCUUGUUUUUUCGAGUCAUUAUCGCCGUUGGUUAAUUAUUGUAAUUGCGGAAAUGUGAUUGAAUCACAACAUGCAUGGAAACAGAACAAUUCGUUGAUGUUUUUUUUUUCUUUUUUCAAUCUAUAAAACAUUGGGUUUUGUACUAUCGUUACAAGCAUUUAUUCAACUGGACGAAUUUACACAAACGUGCAAAGAUCGAAUCUUUUUUAUGAAUUUUUUCCUCCGUGAAAACUAAUGAAACGAAGGUUGCGUUGAAAAUAGUGGAAUAACGUGUUCCGAUGUAUCUUGAUUGCGAAUUUAAGGUCAAAUCAUUCGUUGUCAACACACAACACACUCAUAAAAACAUUCCACAUCUCCUAUCACUUAAUCCAGAAAACGAUUUAUGCAUGAAUCGCAGUGUCAAAGAUCUUGAUCAUAAUCGUAAUCAUUGAACUGCUCAAAGAGAAGGGCAAUCUUGACGAUCGUUCGAACGACAAAUAUUAUUGAAUGGUGAGAAAAAAAGAACAAUCUAUAUAUGAAAAAUGGGAAAUACUAGAAUAGAAUUCUCACGCCAGUGACGAAAUGAAUCAUUUGAGAUUCUGCAUUUCUGCAAAGUAUUCCAGAAGAGUAUUAGCGAUUAGCAUUUAAAGAUAAAUAAAUCCGUCGUUACUUCGGUUUUCCCAUUUUUGUCGAUCUAUUUUAUAGUUUUUCUUUUGUUUUGUUUUUUUUUUUUUUUUAACACUUGUUGAACAGACUGAAAGUUUUUUAGAAUCCUCGAACGAACGGAAUCUCGUUUUUUAAUAGAGUAGAGUUUUAGUGUCGAUAAUUCGAGGAAACUUACAUUGAAACAUGUUCGAUUCGGCAUCUUUGGAACUUGCCAGAAGAUACGUAAUCUAUUUGAAUGAAAAUUCUAUUGAUGACGAAAACUGUCUCGAGAGAAAAAAAUUUUUUUUCAGAGACAGCGAAAGUUGCUCUUAUCUAAAUUUUGCCAAUGAAAUUUAUUCUCCGCUCGUAUUUCGGAACUAUUCCAUAGAAAAAUAAAAUGAAACAUAGAAAAAUUAGUGGAGGAUCGAAUUUUCAGUAAUUUCGAUACAGAUUUUCCGAAAUGAUGAAAUAUCCAAAUAUUUUCUAUUUUACGUAGAUGACGACGAUAAGAUAUCGCUGUUCUAAGUGCAAUGACAUGAUCGUUCACAAUAAUAAGAACGCGUAUGUAAUUCGUUAACAAUGAGAAUGAAAACAAAAAAUUGAAUCACACAUUUCGAUACUAAAAUAUAAAUUUAUCAUAUAAAAUGUUUUUUUUUCUUAUCCCCGUACAUACGUACAAGUGUGAUGUAAUUUGACGAAAAUUCGACUAUCGAAAUGUACAGACUUUGUGUAUAUAGCGUGUGCAAUCUACAAAUCAUUGUGAUUAACUUUGUUUCUCUUCGAUCGGAAUAAUCAACCGACAUGAAUUAUUUUGUAAAACUCAAACGAGUACAGAAGCUGUAAGCAUAUUGUUUGCGUCAAUUUUCGAAGGAAAAACUCGUGUGAUAGACUGAACAUUUGAAUUCCGGAAAGCCAAAGUGAAGCAUUUAUUUUUAUCAUUUUCUGGACAUCAAUAAAUCCCUUCACUGAAAAAUAACUGUGAAAACUUUCCUCAGACUGCUACAGGAAAAAUUCGUUGCUGGAAAUUGCUAUUUGCUUGUCUCCGGUUAUGCAUUUAUUUUUCAAUAUUCUUCUACUAUUACUAUUAUUAUUUUACACUGAGAUUAAAAUACCUUCCGCUUUCCAAUCGCUUUGAUAAUGAGUGCAAACGAACGUCACCAGCCAAAGUAUUCCGAUCGAAAAACAGUGCUAAAUUUGUUGAGUCAACGUUGACUGCAUAGCUCAUUUUGAAAAAAAAAAUCUGAAAAGAUGCAUUUUUUUCCUUCAAUUAUUGUCAAUUUUACUGUCUCCUCUGAAUUGAACGAAGAAUUCAUGGUACGCUCUGGUACAAUGUUAAUCGAAAAGUAUUCAAUUGGGAAAUCAAAAAAGAAAGGAUGAAAACGACCGUUAAUCUUUAAAGGACGGGUCUGGUUGAAAUAUCGACCACUAGUUUGGUCCGGCACUCCACUUGAAAAAUUCAUCGAUAUUAUGCAGAAAUUUCGUAUAAAAAACGGUCGAUUUCAAUGUAAAAAUUUUUCAAAGCGUUUAUUGGAAAAAAAUUUGAUUAUUCACUCAUUUGCGAUUCUGCAAAAUUCCCUUGUUCGAAUUUUUAUAAGUUUUCCUAUUGCAUCUUUUUCUAUUCGCGGAGUACACAGGAUAAAUAUACAGACGAAUAUACAUAUAUAAGUAAUGAAUGUAGAGGGAAAAACUGCUCCUGGUACUUUUUUAGACGCGAGUUACAAUUUGUAGCGGGUAUACCUUUAUUGUACCGAAAGUUUUAGGAUACUUCAUAGUUAGUUGUAUUCCUACAAAAAAUGUUGAAGAGGUUAGGUUUUCCUAUUACGAAAAAAGUGACACCCUGCAACGGAAUUCGUUACGACACCGAGUGCGUAUAUACGUUCAAGGACCAUCAGAAACAAACAAGCACUUGACUUUUUUAUUUAUCGUUUUUUUUUUUUUAAGGAAUGCACUGGCUGUAUCGUCGAAAGUAUAAAUUAAUUGACAGAACUUAUUUUGACAAACUUUUUUUUACAAAAGAUAAACCGAUUCUGAGUCCAACGAGUGUUUGAUACGUGAAAAGAUUUCGUUGGAAAAUCACCUGGACAAAAAUGCUAGAAAUUGUGCAAAACAAUCUUUUACACGUGUCGAUUUUCAGUGCUUACUCAUCCAAUGAAGAAAAAUCUCAAUAAUUGAACUUAAACUCAUGUUGAAUGAUACUCACGGUUCGAUAAAUUUUUCCCAAUUUUAAUAUUAUUGUGGUGUAGGUCAAAUUGCUUUCAUCUUUUAAUGAUGAACGUUGUUCAAUGUCCGGUUGAGUAAAUUAUUUGAGAUUCUGUAUUUGCAUUAAUGAAACGAAUGUUUUGAAUAGCCAGAAAUGGACGAUGUCGAAGCAUGUCAGGAUUCUUCCAGACUCUUUAAUGUUAAUCGAACACUUGUCACACGAUAAAACUGGCAGAGUGAUUCCAGAUGUUGCAAUCAGUGCAGUAUUGGAAAAAAACCUCGUUUGGCUUUGAAUAAAAAAUAUUGUUCUCUUUUAUUUUGAGUCCAUUGAACAAUCGCAGCUCUAAAAGCACUCUGAGAGUGAAAUUGGAGGAAAAUUGACGAGUUUAGGUGGAGGAGAUAAAAAAUUUUUUUUAUUGCUAAAGCACACUAAGCAAAAAAGCAACCUGGGAUGAAAGAAAAAACAAUAAAUGGUCAAAUGUAUGGAAUGGAGAGUGAUUCUAUAAAGCUCCCAAUCCGGUAUCGGGGAGAUCUAUAGAUUAUUCACUGCCAAUGUUAUUAUUCGAUAACCCCUUUUUUUAAUAGAUGAAGUUCAUUUGAUUGCCUUUGUAAGAUGAACUGAGACAGUUUGAAACAUAAUCAACGCAGAUUAUUCGCUCGAUAGUAUGAAAUUCCAAUUCUUGAAAAUAAUAACAAAGAAAAUAAUAAAAUUAUACAAACAAAACCAGCGUUGAUUCGCGCAAAGCUGAGAAUCAUAAAGACGAAGUAACGCAAUAUUGAAAUGACAAAGACUAUGUGCUCGAAAGAAACGUUGGAUUAUUGGAUAAUCAACCAGUGACUAUGUUUCAUCGAGUGUCUCUAUAAUCUGAACGACCUACGAGAUAUGUCAUUGAACUCUUGUAAAAAAAAAAGAAAAAAGAAAAAUAAGAAAGCAAGCUCUUUACGAGAAAGCAAAAAAAAGUAUUCCUGAGCCAACUAAAUAAGUGAUAAGAUUUUAAAAUCAAUCGUGCAAUAUGUACCAUGCUGGAUUAAAAAUGCAGAUUCUACCUAGUUGCAGGGCCGUUGCGAAGAAACAAAUGAUAAAUAAUCAUUUUCAAAAAGAUACAAAAAUAUAUGAAAAAUAAAAAAAAAAUUUUUAAAAACAGAAGAAAAACCCAAUGGUCAGUAUAGACGAAAAUCUACGGGACAAAAAGCAUCUGAAGUAACGCGCUAAUUGCUAGUAACUCUUUCCAAUCAAUCGUGGUGACAAUAGUAUUUACUGUUAUUCCGUAGUAAUAUAGUGUAAAAGUUAAAUAUAUAUUAUAUAUAUUAAAUAGUCCCAUAUGUAUCGUGAGAUGUUGAUGAAGCAAAAACGUGAAGAAAUGCAAAAGCUCGUUGUUACUACAUUGUUGUGUAUGUGUGGGAGGGAGUGAAUGAGUGUGCUCGUGGAGGAUAUUAAGAAGAUAAAGGAAACAACAAAAUCGCGCAAGUUCGUUGAUAAUAUUUGAAAAUUUGACCGUUAUUAGUAUUUAGGGGAAAUAGAUGUCUUGCGGACACUGACGUAAUACUGAGCAAUUCUCACUGAUCUAUUGCAGGCAUUGAAAAAAAAACAGAAUUUAAAUCCUGAUGGAAUAUGAUUUUGAAGGUUAUUAGGAAACUUGAAUUUCCUAUUGACUUUUGAAGAAUGCAUAGAACAUAUAAAUUUCGCUCUGUCAAAUGCUCUUGGAGUUGGACUCAAACCGGUGGAUGAAAAAAAAAACUCUUCACAUUUAACUUUAUUCCUACCGUUUGAUUCGAUUUGCUUUUAAAACUCGACUAAUAUAUGUAUUCGCUCACACUUUGCAAAUCGACCUUUCAUCCACACCUCUGAACGAUACUCCGAGAGAAAAAUUCCUGAAUUCAGCUCAAAUUCAUUUGUCCGAUUAUUCUUGAUCUACGCUCGAAUAAUUGAGCUCUACAAAUGACGAGAUCAGUAAAUUAUUGUUAUGGAGAAACUGAGGGAAAACAAAAAAGAAGGAAAUAACAGUAAAACCGAGACGACAGUUGUACCUGUUUUAAACUGUUGGGCAUCAAGUUCCACGGCCUAUAAAAAAAGCUUCCUUUCCGUUCGACUAUAUUAUUCCUGACUAUUGUAAAGUCAUGAAUUCUUUUUUAUUUUCACCUCUAUUAGUUAAUCGAUUUUUCGCUUGUGGCUAACGACCUUUUUAGCUCCUCGUUCAAAGGUUACAUGAUUAAAAAAAAGACGCGGCGUUUUAACGAGAGUGACUAUAGCGAGAAUAAUUACAUCCCUGAAUAUACGGAUAUAUUUUCCGUGGGAAGUAUUUUUGUACGUUUACUCUGUACUAUUUUACUCUAAAGCAACAAAAAAGAAAAACGUAUAAGAAAAUCGAGGGAAAAGAGAAAAAAAAAUAAGGAAAAAUACUAUAUCUAUUGUUAUCAUUGUGAUACCGGCUAUAUAAAAUAUCGAUAACCGCCUCUACCGUUUAAAAAUCUCUAAUAUACGAUUAUAAUAUUUUCAUAUUUCACCUAAUAUUCAGAUAACAAUCCUCUCUCGCGAUAAAUGUGUGUUGGAUCGUGAUUAUAUAUGCAUCAAAGUGUUUGAAAUACUGUGUAAAAGCUAAAAAAGGAGUAUUAAAGAAAACAGGCUCGUCGAACUUUAUAUGUAUAACCUCUAAAUGUACGAAAAGGAAAAAAAAAGAAAACCAACCCUAUUGCAUUUCCAUCAAAGACUUACUUAUAUUACAAGACUUAUUAUGUAUUAUUAUUCAAUUUCGUCACGCAGUUAUAUGCAUUUAAAUGAGAAAAAUGACGCCCGCCCUAUUCUACGAGAUUUUAUUCUUCUUUCGCUUUUGUAAACGACGAGAAAUGAAAAAAUACACACCCACAUAUAUAUAUAUAUAUAUACAUAUAUAUAAUUCGCGGCGUGUUACGAUGAGGCAAUUUUAUAUAUAUUUAUCCCCUGUUAAAUCAUGUAUAAAAAGAAAAUAACUCUUAGAUUUAUCGAGUAUAUGAACUCAUCUUGAUAAUAAAACUUAACGCGACUUUCUUCUAAGCGAUAUCGAAUAAUGAGCUACGACAAUUCCUCGUAAUUUAUUUACGAAAUACAAAAGAAAAGGCUAAUCUAAGACUUUGUCGAAUAAAUAUAACGAAUCGUUUGAGUAAUAGACAGGAAGAGGCGAUGCGAAUGAGAUUGAACUGUGCAGCGGUUCGCUCUAUAUUUUCUACAAUGACUUACUAUUGUCCUCUAUUUCUUCUUCGAUUAAACAUCUAUAUUAACUGGUAUUUGGACUCACGGUCCUAAAACCUAAUUUACACCGUAUUCUAUACUCUUUUUUUUUUUUUCUUUUUGUUCUUUCAUUUUUAAAUAAUCGCUACUCAAUUAACUAUCGUACACCGAUGAAUAAGUAGCAACCUCAAGAAACAAUACUUAUUUAUUAUAAAUGUACAUAAAACUGUUAUUGUAAUAAAAUGAAAAAAAGCAUGACACGA
Messenger RNA from Venturia canescens, 11338 nucleotides. RefSeq names its product rho guanine nucleotide exchange factor 18 cysts (gene cyst). The transcript is spliced from 20 exons. Gene Ontology annotation, molecular function: guanyl-nucleotide exchange factor activity. The record is from RefSeq and is a predicted model, not a curated record. Bases 329 to 4804 code for a protein of 1491 amino acids. Gene Ontology annotation, biological process: regulation of Rho protein signal transduction. Lineage: Eukaryota; Metazoa; Arthropoda; Insecta; Hymenoptera; Ichneumonidae.